GAAUCGGAGAAGAAAAGAGAUAGCAGCUGCCAUUCACCUGGAAAUCGUUCCAGGUGUUUCUUAAAUUCAUUUUUUAACAGAAAUCUUAACUAUUUUUAAGAGAAAAACUAAAAAAUAAAAACUAAAAACUAUCACCGAAGAAGAAGCUAAAAGAUUCGAGUGGAAAGCUUUUACUUUCACUUUUAAAUGCAACUUUGGUCACACUGCCAGCCCGCACAUGUUUUAUUUUUUAAACAAACUCGGAAAUUAAAUAAAAAAAUAUAUUUCUAAGAACUUCUAACACCCAAAAAUGACCAAGGACAUCAAGAGGAAGCUACUGGCUCAGCAACAAGUCUUCUCCCGGAUGAACUUCCUCUUCCAGGCCGCCCAUCUGAUGGCCGACAGGGAGCAGCCCAAACUGGCGGCCUAUUACGGAAAAUUGUGCCGGAAUGUGGGCACCAAGGCCGUCAUGCACAUGGCUCCGGCCGUGAAGCGCCAGUUGUGCCGUCGCUGCUCCCUGCCCCUGAUUCCCGGCCGGAACACAGAGCUCCAGCUGGAGGAGAAGAGUACGGAAAUCAAGCCCAAAAAGAAGCGUAAUCGUAGGCUGAAGAAGAAGCCCAACAACGACAAGAGAGAGGAGGCGAAAUCUCCACUAGAACCUGCUCCAGAAAUCCCCAAGAAAACCGAACGAAUCCCCGUCUUCUUGGAGUGCUCGCUCUGCCAAAGCCGACGCACCUUUGUGCCCACAGAGAGCCAGAGAGAGUGCUGGCUGGAGCAGCCGGAGGCCGUCGUCUCCGAGUUCUCUUUGCGGGAAGAGAACGGCCAGUGA
Drosophila ananassae is the source of this 808-nucleotide messenger RNA. RefSeq names its product ribonuclease P protein subunit rpr2 (gene Rpp21). The coding region runs from base 290 to 808 and encodes 172 amino acids. The record is from RefSeq and is a predicted model, not a curated record. Lineage: Eukaryota; Metazoa; Arthropoda; Insecta; Diptera; Drosophilidae. Gene Ontology annotation, cellular component: nucleolar ribonuclease P complex. The transcript is spliced from 2 exons. Gene Ontology annotation, biological process: tRNA processing.